UUUACUCGAGAAACACUGACUGAGUCCGGAAGAAAGAAACGGUUAAGAUUUAAAGCAAAAUUCACAUCACAGUUUGUAUGGUCUAUUUGCCAAAGAGACUUUUGAGAGAGAGCCAAUGAAGGGCUAUUGGAAAUUCUACAGUGAAUGCAUACAAAACCAGAUCUUUAUUUAUUUUUACUUUUUUUAACCCAACACUUCCAGAAAAAGAGAAUUUCAAGAAAAACCAUCAGAUUGGAUUGCUAUCUUUCAGAUCCUUUCUAAAUACAAAGUAGAAUUGUUGAUUCUCUCAUCGCCGACUCUCUAACGAAUUUUUUCUCGCCAGUAAUAGUCUCUCAGUCAACUUCACAUUCUCAAGAGAGAAACAAAAUUGUUGUUUUCACCAUCAGCACAUCUCCCACAUUCGAUUUCUUUGGAAUUUAGUGGAACAGGGAAUUGGGUCUUUGAGCUGAGCUUAUUUGGUGACGUGGGUAUGAUUCUGAUCAAGGAAAAAGUUGCAGGUUGAAAGGAAUUCUGGUGAUGAAAAACAUGGGGGAAAAUGGAAAUGGAAAUGCCACUUUCAUGCACACUGCAAUGAACGCAGUGCAGGCAUUAGGGAGGGGAUUUGAUGUUAACUUCGAUACGAGGUUAUUGUACUGUAAAGGUGUGACAGGUUCUAGGAUAGUUGAAAUCGAUGAGGAUCAUGGUAGGGAUAUCUACUUGGACGAUCAAACUGUUCUGCCCAAUAUUUCUAGGGAUAUCAAGAACUCCCAGCAGCCUAUUGCCCGUCACAGUUCUGGGCUUCGCAGUUUUCAUGAGAUGGUGGAAUAUUUUAAUAAAAAAGCUAAUGUGUCUGGUGGUUUUCCGCUUGGUAGUUUUAAUUCUGCAUUUAGCUUUACUGGUUCAACAAAUAUUGAUGCUGCGACCACAAAGACACUCUCUAUGGAUGGAUUUUAUGUUCCACUUGCCAAGUUUCAGCUUACAAAGUCCCCAUCGGCAUUACAAGAAAAUGUUAAACGGGCUGUCCCAUCUUCUUGGGACCCACCAUCCUUGGCAAGUUUCAUUGAAAAUUUUGGGACACAUGUUAUUACUUCUGUAACUGUCGGUGGUAAAGAUGUGAUAUACAUCAAACAGCAUCACUCUUCACCUUUGUCUACCAUGGAGAUUAAAAACUAUGUGCAGGAUAUUGGAAAUCAUAGAUUCUCUGACAAAGCAAGUCUUACAAGUUCAGGUCAAAUCAAAUUAAAGGAUAAGGGUCUUGAUCCUGGCUUCUUCAACAGUCAAGGGAUAUACCCUCAGCCUACCAGUGCACCAUAUCUUAAUGGGAAAGAGGAUGUUACAGUUAUUUUUCGGAGGAGGGGAGGAGAUGAUUUGGAGCAAAACCACACCCAGUGGGUAAAAACUGUCCCGUCCUCUCCAGAUGUCAUUGAAAUGACUUUCUAUCCUAUUACUGCUCUGCUUGACGGGGUAGCUGGAAAGGAGCAUCUUACUCAUGCUAUCGGUCUUUAUCUUGAAUACAAGCCUCCAAUUGAAGAACUAAGAUACUUUUUAGAGUUCCAGAUUCCUAGGAUAUGGGCUCCUAUACCGGACAAGUUUCCUGGCCACCAAAGGAAGGAACCUAUUUGCCCAUCUUUACAAUUCAGCAUGAUGGGGCAAAAACUUUAUGUCAGCCAAGAGCAGAUCUCAGUUGGACGUAAGCCAGUGACAGGCUUGCGGUUACGCCUAGAAGGAAUCAAGCAGAACCGUCUGAGUAUUCAUCUUCAACACUUAGCUUCUCUUCCAAAGAUCCUACUUCCACACUGGGAUACCCAUGUGGCAAUAGGUGCUCCCAAGUGGCAGGGACCUGAGGAGCAAGAUAGCAGAUGGUUUGAACCUGUGAAAUGGAAGAACUUUUCUCAUGUUAGUACUGCACCUAUUGAGAACCCUGAUACCUUUAUAGGUGAUCUCUCUGGCGUCUACAUUGUCACUGGAGCACAACUUGGAGUCUGGGAUUUUGGGUCAAGAAACGUCUUAUACAUGAAGCUCUUGUAUUCUAGGCUUCCAGGCUGCACAAUAAGAAGGUCUUUGUGGGACCAUAGUCCAAAUGACAAAUCAAAGAAAGUCGUGGCUACUACGGGUACUAGCAACCCUGGUGACUCAAGUUCCGGCUCACAAGAAAACAUUGUAAACAAGUUGGCAAAAUUAGUUGAUAUGUCUGAGAUGAGCAAAGGGCCGCAAGAUCCUCCAGGUCAUUGGUUGGUUACUGGUGGAAAGCUUGGUGUUGAGAAAGGCAAAAUUGUUUUGAGAGUGAAGUACUCCUUGUUGAAUUAUUGAAUCUCUUGGCAUGGUUUCGUACGAUUUUGUGCUGUCUUGGCUAUUUUUCAGUAGAGGUGGUGUUUCUUUUGCAUGUCCAUUUGUGUUCAUCAUGCUUGUAAAGAAUUGUGCUUUGAGUAGGUGAGAAUGUGUAUGCAGACAUGGAGUUUCAUCCAGUUUUAGUUAGCAACUUCUAUACUCUUGGAAGUGCUGUGAAUUUUGUAAAAAAAACACCUCCGAAGAUGUCUCUUUUAUCUAACAUGAGAAAGGGGUUUGGACAAAUCACACUUUCUAGGUAAUUAUAGCAUAAUCAGACUCCUAAAUCCUUUUGAGUCAUUUUCUUCCUGUUCUCAUCUGGAUUUUAAGUACCCCCUUUUCCUCCUACUCUUGCCGUUUGCUAUGCACCUAUGAAAGGUAUUUGCAAAAGAUUUAUUUUAUGGUGACUGAUGUCCCACAUUUGGCAGGGCUCUAAUCAAGAAAGUAUCUUUCUUUCUACAUGUUAGAGGGCUGUUAGAGAUCCAAUGGUGAAUCUAAUUUCUCGUUACUGUAUUGGAAUAUGAUCAUAAAAUCUGUGUUCAAAACAAAGGUCAAAGCUCUGACACUUGAGGUAUCAUUAUUUAUAUAU
Molecule: messenger RNA, 2893 nt
Organism: Durio zibethinus
Lineage: Eukaryota; Viridiplantae; Streptophyta; Magnoliopsida; Malvales; Malvaceae
Product: MACPF domain-containing protein CAD1-like
Biological process (GO): plant-type hypersensitive response; regulation of salicylic acid mediated signaling pathway
Cellular component (GO): plasma membrane
Source: RefSeq, a predicted model, not a curated record